Messenger RNA from Colletotrichum navitas, 692 nucleotides. Its product is annotated as RbsD/FucU transporter. Gene Ontology annotation, biological process: fucose metabolic process. NCBI's taxonomy places the organism in Eukaryota, Fungi, Ascomycota, Sordariomycetes, Glomerellales, Glomerellaceae. The transcript is spliced from 2 exons. Bases 115 to 579 code for a protein of 154 amino acids. The record is from RefSeq and is a predicted model, not a curated record. Gene Ontology annotation, molecular function: racemase and epimerase activity, acting on carbohydrates and derivatives; fucose binding.
CUGAUCACUGGCGCUCCCACAACCAAAUAUCAAAAGCUCAAAGCAAAGACACAUCGUCUUAUUCUCAUAUCUCAGUCGCCUCGGACCCCCGAAAAGAAGUCAAUUCUUUCAAACAUGACGCUCAAGGGAAUCUCGCCCGUCAUCUCUCCCGAUCUCCUCAAGAUCUUGGCUCAGAUGGGCGAGGGCGACGAGAUUGUUCUCGGCGACGCUCACUUCCCGGCGCACUCGCUCUGCCCACCCCAUGUGCCGAUCCUCCGUGCCGAUGGUAUCACCAUCUCCCGCCUCCUGGCCGGCAUCACCCCGCUCCUCGACCUGGACAACUCGGGCGUGCCGGUGGUCAUGAUGGAACCUGCCAAGAACGACUCCUAUGACGCUAGCGUCGAGGACGACUUCCGCUUCUCCCUCAAGUAUGACGGUGAGGUCGCGAAGACGGACCGGGCCGCCUUCUUUGGGCGCGCCAAGAAGGCCUACGCCAUCGUGGUCACGGGGGAGAACCGGAAGUACAGCAGCGUCAUCCUCAAGAAGGGCGCCAGCUCCCCGUACCCGAAGAGGAAGAGCAACCAGACGUCUCACCUCUGAGGCGUGGCGAAUGUGUAACUUGUAUGUGGGGGUUGGGUCCGGUAACGUAGUGAGAUAUUGGAGAGGGGGCCCAAAGGCAAGAAGAGGCCCACGGGGGUUUCUUGGGCUUGUGA